Fusarium odoratissimum NRRL 54006 is the source of this 2577-nucleotide messenger RNA. RefSeq lists its product as uncharacterized. The transcript is spliced from 3 exons. Bases 1 to 2577 code for a protein of 858 amino acids. The record is from RefSeq and is a predicted model, not a curated record. NCBI's taxonomy places the organism in Eukaryota, Fungi, Ascomycota, Sordariomycetes, Hypocreales, Nectriaceae.
AUGGAGGUGACAUUCGGCGCCGUUGGGGAUUUUAUCUCCAUUGGUGUGCUCAUCAAGGAUUUUAUCGAAUUACUCGAUGACAGUCGGGGCUCGGCUUGGGAAUACAACUCGUUGAGGCAACAACUCAUCUUUCUUCGACUGAACUUGGACCUCGCAAAGCGCUCCUACGAUGAGUACUACAACGCGCCCCAGUUCCAAGAUAUUCGGAACACGCUCGAGAGUGUCGUGGAUGAGGCUGAGAGAAGACUGGAGGACAUUGCAGUUAAGGUGCAAAAAUACACAACUCUGUCUCAAGGCUCGACUGAGAGACGGAUAAAAAAGGUUGCAAAAAAAGUACAAUGGAGUCUUGAGAAGAAGGAGACAGAAAAGUUUUUGUUGGACCUCAAUCGUUAUACAUCCAUCAUUCAAUCACUGCAGUUUGAUGCAUUUGCGCGUUUGAUGGAACGCAACUUUAAUAGUAGCCAGAAAGACCAAAGUGAUACCCAAGAACUUGUAAGCAAACUUCAAAAGGACUUUGGAGAUCGAUUCACUUGCCUUGAAGAAGAGCUGAGAGCUGUUAAAACCACCUCGGCUAAUACGCAACAAUAUCUACUCAACAUUAGUAUGGUUGUCACUAGGCGACUCGACAUAGUCACACAAACAGUCAACUCUCUGGGUCUUGCUGUACUGCGAGGUGUUUCGGGCAUGUCUUACCUUGGGACAUCCGUCUUGUCUUUAUUAUCCACCAUGCACAACAACAUUAUAGGUCGUCUCGAGCGCCCUCCGCAUAUGGGCCCUUAUUUUACGUUUGAGGAUUAUCUAGGUGUUGAUUCGAUCAUAUUGAUUAAUUUUGUGGAUUCUUGGAACGCCUUUGAAGGAUCUUUACAUGGCAAGUUCAAGGGUCGAAAGGGCGGCAGACGAGUGGCCCAGAAUCGAUUCCUCCUACAGGAUCAUCAAACCGGAGACGAGAUUGAUCGAGAUGUUCAUUGGAGCUUGGCUAUCACACCAGGGUCUCGGAUCAACAUGAGUCUGAUUUGUGAAGUUAAGGAGGAUGAGGAUGAAGCCCAAUCCCUAAAGUGCCCGUUUCCAUCAUGCGGAGCAAUGUGUGAAGGAGUUAUAGGGACUGUUAUUCAAUGCCCUUCGUGUCAGCAGUUGUUUCGAAAACUACCAGGCAUGUCUGACGAUGAAGAGCUUCCAGUAGCACCCAAUGCUCCUGACUCGGGAAUUAAUGAUCCAAACUUGAAGCCGGGAAGUAACCCAUCUAAGCUUGGUCAAUCUCGCAAAAGAAAGGGGGCCCCUCUAGACAAAAGAAGAGCGCUACGGGCCAAAAGGAAACCAACAGACGCGCGUAAUGCUGGUUCUGACUCGGAUGAUGCCGACUUGACAGGGAUCAGGCGAGUGACUGUACUACCGAUAUUGCGGCUUGCUAUACGACCAACUCCACCAGACUCCGAGACAGAACGAAAGUUCGGAGCUUCAGCACAACACAUUGCUUUCGAAGAACAAGAAACGAGUCGCAGCUCAGAUAACAUCACCGAGAGUGACAGCAUUGAAACACCAUCGAGGACCAUCGAGUCACAACCCUGGGGCAAGAAUAAAAGAGUAUCGCAGCUACAAUCUGAGUCUUAUGGAGAACAACUCGGGUUCGGAACUGCCUAUGUGAGUGGCAUACCGUCCCAAAAGAGUGGCGGCCACAACGGAUAUCCGGACGACAAGAUUCCUGGCCCAGGCGCAUAUGGCUUUGAGAGCGUGUUGCCGGGUGGUUUCAAAUCCAAACACCCUCGACGGAAGUGCGAAAGCACACGUGUCCCGCAAAGACCAUCAACAUCCCGGGAUACGGGAUCUGAGGAAAAGAAGAAAUCCGUGAAAAAAGACGUGCGAGACGUCCGGAAGGCAACAGAAGCAGAUGCAAAGCGCCAUAAAAUCCCCACUGGAUAUUCUUUAAAGCACUGGGACCCAGAUGAGGAACCAAUCUUGCUCCUUGGUAGCGUUUUCGACGCCUUUUCUUUUGGGAAAUGGGUUUAUGACUGGUCUGUAUACGCUCAUGGACCUUCGACACCAAUAUCGGAUAUGGCGGGAGAAUUCUGGCUGCUACUCAUUCAGCUGGCUGGCAAAGUGAAGAGAGCGGAGGAGACAGUAGAAAGGGUCAGGUUAGUGGACUCUAAGGACUUGGUAGAGGAAUUUAUCGAAGCAGGGGAGAGGUUAUGGGCGAAACUGGUGUCGCUGCUCAAGAAGUGCGAGGCUCCCAUGUUGGAAGCAUACAAGCUUAAAGAAAGGAAACGUAAAAACACAGUUCACAAGCAGGGCAACUCAGACGGCAACGACAAGAAGUUUUCACAGGAGGCCAAGAGCGAAUCAGAUGGUUUGAACAAGGAAACUGAAGAAACGGUAGCGUCUAACGAGGGAGGUAAUGUGGAAGAGACGGAAAAGCCGAAGCAAGAUGUCGAGAAAAACGCUGGCGUUGUUUUCAUUGACACGCUAUUUGGCCAAGACAAGGAGUUGAAACGAACUGAGCGGUGGAUGCAGAACAUGCGAACUUACAACCUGAGAUUCGACGCCAAUUGCGAGGAUAUGAUAAGAAACCCUAGUAAAUAUUAA